This is a messenger RNA of Ochlerotatus camptorhynchus, 5102 nucleotides long. RefSeq lists its product as uncharacterized. Lineage: Eukaryota; Metazoa; Arthropoda; Insecta; Diptera; Culicidae. The coding region runs from base 1168 to 4596 and encodes 1142 amino acids. The transcript has 6 exons. The record is from RefSeq and is a predicted model, not a curated record.
CGCAGUGUCAGUGUAUCGAUCACGUUGAAGUUGAAGUGUUUGGCUCGAUUCCAGAUUCCCGUGAGAGCGGAUUAUCGAACUUGUCGAGUGAAGCAUAUUCGGUGCUUCAGCCGAUCGUAAAUUGACAUGGAACACUGUUCAGAGUGUGUUACAUGGAAGGGAAAACCACGGCACACUCACACCUACACACACGCCCAAUGCAACAUGGAGCUCAGCUUCCCUCGGGUCCGGAUGUUCGUCAACUGUCGGGGCACAGAAAUAAGAUUUUAAUGAGCGACCGUGGGUGGAAAAAAGGACUAUGUUGCGCCAUUCUGUGGUUGAGCAUAUUUAAAACAGCCACGAAGAAAAUCAUGUUCGCUUUAAUUGAAAGUGCAUUACCGAUUAAUGGGGUCAAUUAAGUGGAGAGUGCAAAAGUAAUUAAUGCGAUAAGUUGCAUAAGCUAACGAGAGAGUGUAACCAUCCGUGGAAGAGUCAUAGGCAUUCGAACAAGUGGAUUUAGUGCUAAUCCGAACGAACGGAAAUAUAUGAUGAAUCAUUCGUAGCACAAUACCGGUUCUUUUUUCAAAUCAAACUUAAUAAUGCCUACACACUGUACAGGCAUUGGUGGCAUUGCCAAAGAAGUUCUACACAGUUCAUGAUUCUCUAAAGGUUUAUUUGUGCGAUUCUCAUUUUUUUUUCUCGCCCUGUAACGGGGAUGGUGGACGUGAAUAGUGAUUGGAGCUAUUUUUAACCGAAGUGCUAAUUACACUUGAGGCGGCUAUUAGAACAGCACGAGAUAGGCAGCAGCUCGAGAACGACGGAACGAAACUGUUGCCACAGUUUGACGUUAUUUGGCUAAAUACAUGAGGUGGAUGAAAUUGUGGUGUUCGUGUGACUGUGUGAUUGGUGAUGAUAAAGAAGAUAGUGAGAAGAAACUCCAACAGCAGUUAUCAGUGCGUAAUCAAGACAAAUGUGUGUGCAUUAGCAGAUUUGCCCUUUGAAUGAUCUGCAGUGGCGAAAAUAGAUGAUUAAUCCCCACAGUGACGACAUUCCAUCGUUAUCAUGACUUCCCGCACGAUCACGUCUCGGCUAAAAACGAACACAAAUAUGUAAUUAUCGGAAAGCGAUACGCCAUCACAAAAGUACCUUACAGUUCAGCAACAAAUCAGACCAAGCUACAGAAUCAAAAUGCGCUCCAUCCGCAAGUCGAUUGCCGAGUCGGAUGACGACGCCACGCGGUCCUCGUCGGGUGGUGGCUCCAGCGCCGCGGCCCAGCGCCAAGUCGAUUUGAGUCUACUGCGGAAACCGAUCCUGACCGCGGUCACCGGGUUCGUGGAGGCACUCCGGGCCUACGAAGCCGGUACCGAAGAGAUUCGGAAGCUGCUGGCCAACGAGUGCGACGUCCUGUACGAGUGUCGCGUGUGCCGGAACAUUUUCCGCAGCCUGACCAAUUUCAUUUCGCACAAACGUGUCUACUGUCGGAAGCUGUUCAAUGUGGCGCAGCAUUUUCACUUCCAAAACGAUGGCUUCCUGGAUCAGGACAUUGCGACGGUCUUGCAGGCCGAGCAGGACAGCCAGAGCAAGGCGAAGAAGGCCCAUGCAGAUAUCCUCAACAAGGACCUUUCCAGUAUCAUUGAACGACUGCGGCGGAAGCAACAUAAGCUCAGCACUGAGCUGAGUGUGACUGAUUAUUAUGAUAAGGUUAACCAUAAGCUAACACAGGACGAUCUCAGCCGGCAGCAACAUUUGCUGCAGUUGGAUCGGGUUCCCAGCACGGCGGCAGCAGUUUUCCAGACGGUAAGGCUGGGUGUGGUCGACAGCAUGCGAGCGCAGGUGGGCGAGCUGGAAAAUUUGAACAACAACAAUAACGAUACGGUGCUGGGACCGGAUGGGAAAGUUAUGCAGCCACAGUCCCGACCACAGUCUACGCUUCCAAUCAUACGGGGACCCUCGGAGCAGUACUUCCGGCCCAUUGAGCUGGAGACGAAAGAAAGGGUGGAGGAGGAGAAACCAGCGGGCUACAACUGUCAGGAAUGUAAUCUUCAGUUCGAUACGGAGAAGACGCUGAAAUUACACACGGACCUGAAGCACACGCCUUCGACGUACGUUUACACGUGUCCGUCGUGCCCGCGGACGUUCAUGCAACCGGGAGCGGUUAUUCGGCAUCUGUGCAAUGAUCACAAAAAAUCCAUGCGUCGCAUCAAACUGAUGCGCGACUCCAUCCUGAAGCGGCGUGUUCGUGCGGACGAAGUGGUCGUCAAGGGUCCAUCUCGCGAACUGUCCCGCCUGAUGCAGGCAUCGACCAACGGCACCUCGCAGGACGGCACCGUGGCAUCUGGCAUGCCGGAGCACGACGAAGCAGCGGCCACCCGAGCCUGGAUGGAGAACAUGGAGCACUUUGACCAGGGACCGAUGUGUUCGUACUGCGGAAAGACGUUCGAUCGCAAGGCCGUACUCAGCACCCACAUGCAGACCUGUGUGCACAAGCUACGGCAAACGGAGAACGGAUCGGUUCCACCCGCUUCCUCGGCGUCAUCCAAUAGCAGUAGCCGGAGGAGCAAGGUGAAGGAAGAAGCUUCGCCACCGUCGGUUGUGGCACCGAAAAUCAAACAGGAACCGGCCGAUCCGGUGGCCAGUGAUGACUCGAAUUCCUAUGAUGUGCCGUUGUCGACACUGCAGGCGCGUAUCAGCCAAGAGGGGAAGGAGAAUGUGCUGACGAUCAAGCCGGAAGAGCUGGCAAUGCAGGAGGACGGGGAAACGAGCAACCGGCGCAAGAGGAAGAAGCCAAUGAUUAUGCUGCGCAAUGCGAGUGACGAUAUUAGCUGGGAAACGGACGAGGUGGUGGAUCAGAGCGUGGUAGUUGCGACUGAGGAGAUCGUUGCAAGUGUUGUUCAAAUCAAGCAGGAAGUUGUCGAGGGAGGUGACACGGAAACAUUGAAGACUAAAAAGGCUCCGAGGAAUCGAAAAAAGAAGACCGAUGAGAAGGACGAGACCAUCGAAAAGGAAAUGUUCGAGAAGCUAGAGUCGGGAGAGGAGAUACUCUGUCGGUGUUUGAAGAAGUACAAUGAUCCUGAAAAGUACAAACGACACUUGAGGGUGUUCCAUAGUCGGCAGAGGCGGUUCUGGUGCGCCGUUUGUGAUUUCAAAGGUUACCGAAAAGUGGACACCAUCAAUCAUUUGAUGCAGGAACACGGAUAUCAAGGAGACGUUGAAGACAUUAGCUCAUUGAUCAACUUCCAAGUGGUGGAAAAGGAAAAGAAAACUAUACCUGAACCCUCUUCGAACGCCACCGAGCCGAUCAACUCGAUCAUCGAGGCUGUGAGUAGAAACUGUGAUACCAGCCGGACGGACAUAUCCUUCGUGGAGUCCCCGGCUAGCAAUACCACCGCGCUGCUGCUGCUGGGCACUACUACAGUGUCGACGGCAAGUGUGACGCUUAAUGAAAGUACCACCAGAGUGCCAAGUCCCGAGCCUAAGAAGCGGAGAAGACUUAUCAGAGCUUCCCGCAAUUCCAUAUGCUUGAUGCCUCCGGAAUCCGAUUUCAACCGAAAGCCCAAACCCAGCGAAGAUCCACCUGAAGACAGUGCUAGCCCUAGCUUGAAGCGACCCAUUCGGAACCGCGUGAAACCCGUAGAAAAGGAUUUCGUGUACGACCUCACGCAUCUCCUUCACAAGGAGGAAGAUCUCGAUGAUUUCCCGCUGCCGGAACUAGUCCUCGAUAAGCCAUCGCCUUCGACUAAACCCAAAUCCGAAUCCAGUCGACCGUCCUCCCAGAACGCCAGCUCACCCAGCAAGAGAGAAUCGCUACGAUCGCACGUUCCAAAACCCAUCGCAGCGCACCUAGUCAAGGGGGCCGCCUACCAGAUGGCACAGCGCCAGGUUGAGCUUGGCCAUGCUGCUUUCCACCGGCCGCCGGACGUUCCCCAAGAGCGCACCUUCAUUCCCACCCAAGUGACCCCUCCCCGCCGAAUCACCACCAUCCACGAUUGGCCGGUGAUCAAGAAAGAGCGCAAAAUCGGGUCCAUCACCAAGCAGCACUCCGACAUCCAGAUCAAGCGUCGUUACACGAAACGUGCCUCGUCCAUCGCCAGCUCGUUGCUUCCGGAGCUGAUUCGCGAAAAGCGCAAAACCAUCCCCCGCCGGAACAGCGUUGUUCCCCUCCGGCAGAAGCUUUCCGCUUCCAUCGAGAUUCUCAACAAACUAAACGCAUCGCGGUCGGCUGCCGGACUGGCCGUGGUCCAGAUGACCGAUAUCCCCGUGAUGGUGAAGUGCCCUACCGAGGUGGAGUUUCGGCGAAUGAUCGAGGCUAACUUGAAGGAUCACCGGGCCACGCUGUCGCAGGCCAACCCGAACGGAUCGACCGUGGAGGAUUUGAGUGAUUCGGCCGCCGAUUCGCCGAAGAAACGCAUUACUCUGAUGCAGCGACUGCAGGAGAACCGGACCAAGCGGAUGCAGGAGCAAAACGGAACCUCGCCGACGAAGGAAAAGCCGACACCGCCACCGACGCCGCCAUCCCAACCGGCCGGCGAACCAUCUUCCCCUAGCAGUGCUUCCAAAUCGGUUCCAAACGUCGCCGAAAUGCUGCAUGCCAAACUGAAACGGUUUUCCUCGUUUUAAUUACUUUAGAACCCUUCUGUUACCUUAAGGUAUUUUAAGGUUUUCCUUUUCCUCGGUAUUCGUUACAAAACUGAAACUUACCGCCCUUGAAUUUGUGUUCCAUCUUAAAGCAUUUAGUCGCCCCGUCGCCUCCGUGUUAUUCGAUGUUCCAUCGUGUUACCUUGUAGGAUUUUAAUUUGUGCGCCGUUUGUAUUUCCAACUUCCAACACUACUACAUAGGCAUUCGGGAUGCGGAACUGCGCUGGCUCUAUUUUUAAGUACUUGAUUGAUACCAACUAGCAAUAGCUUUGACUAAGUUUUUAUUUUGUGAUUUAACUAGUAGUAUACGUAGGCUAAUCCUUUUUGAACGGAAAUGUUACAAAACACACAACAAAGACAUUUACUGAGAAGUGGAAUCUAGUUUGAGGCCUGACCAUGAUAGCAUGUAUGUACUGUUUAGCGGUUCGAAUAGUUAAUAGACAAAUCUUCCCUAUGUGUAAAUAAACAGAAAAAGACAAAUUUAUAAA